AUGAAUUACGAGGUACGAGAGGACGUUUCUACUAUGCUGACAGCGAUUUCACCAAUUCAACCAACACCAAUCGCGCUUCCUGUUGAACAAGACGGAUCCGGUCAUCGAGAAACUAUUAUUCCCUUGUCACCUACUACACCCCAAGAAGAUUCAGCAGGGUUUAGUGGUACAGCAGGUGGACUUAGCGAUAAUGGUACUUUUGUUACGCCUCAAGCGGCCAGCCCUAGUGUAAUUCUUGCAGUUGAAAAAAAACGAGUUGAAAGGGAUGAAAUGGGAAUGGUUAGAAAAAGAACGUACGAUUGUGAACACGGAGGACGAUAUACUCCAAAAAAAAAAGCAGCAGUACAUGAGCAACGCAAUCGAACGUCUAAACGUAUUGAAUGCGGAUGGCAUAUCAACCUUUCUUUUCCAAAGACAAGUACAUGCAUAACUGUUACUACAUUUGUGAACGAGCAUAAUCAUGAACUUAAUAUUCAACAAACGCGAGAAGCUAGACCAUCAGCACAACCAUCAACAACUCAAGCGAUUUCAUCACCUAGAUAUCGCAGUGUGUUGGAAGCAGCAUCACCAAAGAAUCGAAAUUUACCGAAAGCAGUCCUUGAUGAUAUUGAAUUUUAUACGCUUCAUGGUAAUUUGGGAGUUACCACUCAACGACAAUUAUUGAAAGCGAAGUAUCCGAAUCAUCAACUUCCGGCACGUGACAUUGCUAGCGCAGUGCAAAAAUUUAAAGGAGGGACUGAUUUAAAAGGAUUAGAUAAUGACGCUGCAAAACUUUGGAUCUGGGAAUUGGCGCGAAGAGCAACACAAAUCGCGGUUGAUCAGCAAGAUAACAGUUUGGAGGAACUUCUACGACGUUACAUCAGAGACAAGGAAGAUCGUAUUGGGAGGCAAACAUCUCAAACAACUCAACAAUAA
Messenger RNA from Dentiscutata erythropus, 915 nucleotides. The record is from the annotation of a GenBank genome assembly. NCBI's taxonomy places the organism in Eukaryota, Fungi, Glomeromycota, Glomeromycetes, Diversisporales, Gigasporaceae.